AUGAGUAGGCCAGAUUUUGUUUGGCAAAAGACUUGGAACUUUCUCUCCAAUGACGUACUAUAUGAACAGAGAAGAUUACUGCAAAUGGAAGAUUUGAUCAUGUCAGAAGUCCAAAUAAAAGAUAUUGCACUUGCAAAAAUUGAGGAUUUGCUCAAGUCAAAUGGCAGGUCAUUGAAAGAAUAUUGUGGAAUGCCAUAUCCUUCAGAAAAUUUGGUGUCCAGCUUAGAAGACAGAAUUAUAAUGGAAAAGUUGAACUUUGACGUUAAUGCUCUUGCGAAUAAACUAGGUGGGUAUUUAGAAAGGCUAACUAAUGAGCAAAAAUUUGCAUACGAUCAAAUAAUUGGUGCUGUUAGCGGUAAUAUGGGUGGACUUUUCUUCUUAUACGGUCAAGGUGGUUGUGGCAAAACGUUCUUAUGGUCAACUAUAUCAUGCUCAAUUAGGUCUAAAAGAGGUAUCGUUUUAAAUGUUGCUUCGAGUGGGAUUGCUGCACUUUUGUUGCCUAAUGGAAGAACUGCACAUUCAAGGUUUAAAAUUCCUUUGGCCAUAAAUGAGGAUUCUUUGUGUAGCAUUAAACAAGGAAGUCCUCUUGCAAGGUUAAUAUCCAAGGCCAAAUUAAUCAUAUGGGAUGAAGCUCCAAUGAUAAGUAAGUAUUGUUACGAAGCUUUAGACAAAUGCCUCAGAGACAUCUUAAAGUGCUCAAAUUCGUAUAAUGCUCAUUUGCCAUUUAGAGGUAAAGUUGUUGUUCUCGGAGGAGAUUUUAGACAAAUUUUACCUGUGAUUCAUAGAGGCUCAAGGCAAGAUAUAAUUCAGUCUUCUAUUAAUUCUUCAUAUUUGUGGCAUAACUGUAAGGUUUUGAAGCUUACAAAAAUCAUGAGAUUGUCACUAGAUGAAAACAACAACAUACAAGAACACAUAAAUUUUGCAGAAUGGCUACUCAAAAUUGGUGAUGGUUUGGCUGGUGAUACAACAGAUGGUGAAUCGAUCGUUCAUAUACCAUCUGACAUUUUGAUUAAGAACUCUGAGACAGCUUUGGAUGACCUCGUUGAUUUCGUGUAUCCAGAUAUGUUAUCCAAUUUAUCCGUUGAAAAUUAUUUCAAGGAUAGAGCAAUUAUUGCACCAACUUUGGAUUGUGUCAGUGAUGUCAACAACAAGAUGACUGUAGGAUUACCUGGACAUGAAAGAGUCUACUUAAGUUCAGACUCUGUGUGUGCUGAAGAGGGAAAUAUGAAAUUUGAGUUAGAUGCUUUCUCGCCGGAGAUUCUAAAUGGAAUAAAUUGUUCAGGUCUACCACCACACAAGUUGGUUCUAAAGGUUGGCGCUCCUGUUAUGUUGCUGCAGAAUAUAGACCAAACUAAUGGUUUGUGCAAUGGAACGAGGAUGCAAGUUAGAAGAAUGGGAAAUCAUGUGAUAGAAUGCAAGACUUUAACUGGUAACAAAGCUGGAAGUAUUGUUCUUAUCCCAAGACUGAAUCUAAUUCCAAAUAAUGAAACAUUGCCGGUCAGGUUUCAAAGAAGACAAUUCCCAAUUAUUAUGUCAUUUGCAAUGACAAUAAAUAAGUCUCAGGGACAAACUCUAUCGAAAGUUGGAAUUUACCUUCCAAGGCCAGUUUUCACCCAUGGUCAAUUGUAUGUUGCGUUAUCAAGGGUAACGAGUAAAGAUGGUCUGCGAGUGCUGUUGCAAGAUCAUGGACACUUGGAAGAUAACUGCACGAUGAAUGUGACGAGCAUAUUGCAAAAGGCAGGGUUGUGUGGGGCCAAGUGGGUGAAGAAGGUGUUCUACAAGAUUCGGAAUGCGGUUGUGUCAACUGGUGUGCAGUAUGAAACAUUUGUGAUAGGGUCAGACGAAGACAUGCAUGUUUUGUUUCAUUGUCGACGCAGUUUUUUGGAAGUGAGAAUACACGAGUUGUAUGCUAAGUUGGAAGAUGGUGUCGACAGGUUAGCUAGGUCACUUGGUUUGAUUCCUGGUCUUUCAGGUGAUGGUGAGCCGGAUCAUGUUGAAAAUGCGAUGCGAGAGAAUGAUUCGAAUGAUGAGUCAAAUCACAUAUUAGGGGACACUGAGGAGGAUACUCUUAGAAACCCACCAGCACGUCAGGGGCCAUCCAGUUCUGGGUCCACCAACAACUGCCACAUUUCUUGA
Messenger RNA from Arachis stenosperma, 2136 nucleotides. RefSeq lists its product as uncharacterized. NCBI's taxonomy places the organism in Eukaryota, Viridiplantae, Streptophyta, Magnoliopsida, Fabales, Fabaceae. Gene Ontology annotation, molecular function: DNA helicase activity. The record is from RefSeq and is a predicted model, not a curated record. The transcript is spliced from 4 exons. Gene Ontology annotation, biological process: telomere maintenance; DNA repair. Bases 1 to 2136 code for a protein of 711 amino acids.